This is a messenger RNA of Penicillium cosmopolitanum, 405 nucleotides long. RefSeq names its product VOC family protein. NCBI's taxonomy places the organism in Eukaryota, Fungi, Ascomycota, Eurotiomycetes, Eurotiales, Aspergillaceae. Bases 1 to 405 code for a protein of 134 amino acids. The transcript is spliced from 3 exons. The record is from RefSeq and is a predicted model, not a curated record.
AUGCCGUCCAGCAAUAUCGACCAUAUCACUAUCCCCGCCCCGGAAGAGCAUUUCGAACCUCUUGUCGAGUGGUAUAAGAAAGCUCUCUCUCCACUGGGCUACAAGGAAAUAAUGCGGUUCCCGGGCGUCGUCGGACUGGGCAGCGAGGUUCCUGAUCUCUGGAUCUUUCAGAAGGAAACUCACAUUCCGUCGGGGUUUCAUUUUGCCUUUACCGCUCCUAACCGGGCUGCUGUCAAUACUUUCUACAAGGCUGCUAUCGACGCCGGUGGCACCUGCAACGGCAAGCCUGGGUUGAGACCAGAGUAUCAUGAGAACUUUUACGCGGCAUUUGUUUUAGAUUCAAUUGGAAAUAAUGUGGAGCUGGGUUUCCAGGUUACUCAUUGUCCCGAAGGUGCAGAGAAGUAG